AUGGAGACCGAUGGCGUAUACUACAGAGUCACUGUCCUUUACGGAUUCGACCUGGUCUGUGCGAGCACAGUCACUGGAAUGUGUGGCAUGCAUCUAUCUCAUUCAACCUACCGCUGCAUUCUUUGUCACUGCACCAAUGACACCAUCAACCAUGUGUCUCGACUGGACCAGUUCACACUCAGAACACUGGAGUCAAUCAAACAUGAUGCUGAUAUGAUCAAGGCGAAGUUGGACAAGGGCACAAAGACAAUCGUUGCAAAGAACUUCCAUGGGAUGUGCACAAUACCUCCAUUGAUCAUCGACCCAUUGCAGUUCAUAUUGGAUUCACUGCACUCUAUCAUGGGCGUCGUCAAGUUCUACAAGAAAAGGGUGCUUGACUUACCAGAAGACCCUAGAUUGUCUCCUGAGGUCAGAGCCACACUUGCCAGUAGUUUCAUUCAAGGACUAUGCCAAGCUUCACCUGGUCACUGGUGA
Messenger RNA from Acytostelium subglobosum LB1, 474 nucleotides. RefSeq lists its product as hypothetical. The transcript has a single exon. Lineage: Eukaryota; Evosea; Eumycetozoa; Acytosteliales; Acytosteliaceae. The record is from RefSeq and is a predicted model, not a curated record. Bases 1 to 474 code for a protein of 157 amino acids.